Messenger RNA from Sardina pilchardus (European sardine), 3396 nucleotides. RefSeq names its product discs, large (Drosophila) homolog-associated protein 2a (gene dlgap2a). The record is from RefSeq and is a predicted model, not a curated record. The transcript is spliced from 19 exons. Gene Ontology annotation, cellular component: postsynaptic specialization; glutamatergic synapse. Bases 1 to 3396 code for a protein of 1131 amino acids. Gene Ontology annotation, molecular function: molecular adaptor activity. Lineage: Eukaryota; Metazoa; Chordata; Actinopteri; Clupeiformes; Clupeidae. Gene Ontology annotation, biological process: signaling.
AUGAAAAGCCCUGACCCCUCCUCGACCCCGCCUCACUCCUCUGUGAUUGGCCCCAGUGGCACACACUCUCUUACGGGCAUCCCAGCUGAAUCGGUGGGCAACUUCCUGUGUAUCUCCGAGCAGAGUAAAUUUCCCGAGCUGGGCCAGUGGAGCGUGUUGCCGAGCAUACUGCAGAAGCAUUGCUGUAUCUUACCUGACAGAAACACAGAAUCACAGUGUACACUGUGUGGUGAGCCUGAAGGUGAGGGGGCUGGGGAGGCUAUCGUUCCUGGUGUGGACGGCCCUGGAGAGAAGAGAGAAGAUAUUGACCAGCAGUAUUCAUGGUCGCCAUCCCAGUACUUCGAUGAAGACAGCUACUCUCCCCCUCCCAAGAACAUGAAGGGUCUAUCCGGCGGCCGGCCUCAGCUCCAGAUCUCCGCGCACACGUGCGGCAUCUCCGACUGCGAGCACUCCCUGGACCACCUGCAGCAUGGGCCGGCCGACGCGCGCCAGUCCUACCUGCUCAGCCCCACCGAGAGCUGCCCGCUGGACCACCACCACCACCGCUGCUCGCCGCGCAGCUCCAUCCACUCCGAGUGCAUGGUGAUGCCCGUCUCCAUGGCCUCGGACCACGUGUCCAGCAGCACCUUCCCGCGCAUGCACUACAGCUCGCACCACGAGGGCUCGCGGGACGACUGCUCCACGGCGCACGUCCCCGGCGGCGGCGGCGGCGGAGGGGGGAUGAACCGCAUCCCGGCCAACCUGCUGGACCAGUUCGAGAAGCAGCUGCCCAUCCACCGCGACGGCUUCCACACGCUGCAGUACCAGCGCACGUCCACCACGGCCACCAGCGAGCAGCGCAACGAGAGCCCCGGACGCAUCCGCCACCUGGUGCACUCCGUGCAGAAGCUCUUCACCAAGUCCCACUCGCUGGAGGGCUCGUCCAAGAUGAACGGCACCAAGGGGGGCGGGGACUCGCGCUCCUCGGACGGCGGCGGCGGCCACCACCACGGCCACCACGGCGGGCACCACCACCACGGCCACGGGCACCACAAACACAGCAAGCGCAGCAAGAGCAAGGAGCGCAAGUCCGAGUCCACCAAGCACCGCUCGGGCAUGGCCGGCUGGUGGAGCUCCGACGACAACCUGGACAGCGACAGCACGUACCGCACGCCCAGCGUCAUGAGCCGCCACCACGUGGACCACAUCAGCCACUGCUACCCGGACUCGGUGCAGAGCCACUUCGGCGACCUGUCGCUCAAGACCUCCAAGAGCAACAACGACGUCAAGUGCUCGGCGUGCGAGAGCAUGGCCAUGGCGCCCGAGGGCAAGUUCAUGAAGCGGAGCUCGUGGUCCACGCUGACCGUCAGCCAGGCCAAGGAGGCGUACAGGAAGUCCUCGCUGAACCUGGAGAAGCCCGUCAUGCCGCAGGACCUGAAGCCCUCCUUGAGGGCGUGUCAUUACCUGCAGGUGCCUCAGGACGAGUGGAGCGGUUACCCCGGCGGCAAGGACGACGAGAUCCCGUGCCGGCGGAUGCGCAGCAGCAGCUACGUGAAGGCCAUGGGCGACGAGGAGAGCGGCGAGUCGGACUCCAGCCCCAAGGACUCGCCGCAGAAGAGCGCCCGCUCCGACGCCCUGGUCAAGUCCGUCCUGCAGAGGCAGCUCUCGGACUCCCAGAGUCAAAGCUACCAUUUGCAAGCCACGAGAGACAUCCAUCCCAGCAUCACCCUGGAUCCCUCCGCCAACUAUAACUCCCCCAAGUUCCGUUCCAGGAACCAGAGCUACAUGCGAGCCGUCAGCACCCUCAGCCAGGCCAGCUGUGUCAGCCAGGUGAGCGAGACGGAGAUCAACGGUCAGUUUGAGUCCGUGUGUGAGUCGGUCUUCAGCGAAGUGGAGUCCCAGGCCAUGGAGGCGCUGGACCUGCCGGGCUGCUUCCGCACGCGGAGCCACAGCUACCUGCGGGCCAUCCAGGCCGGCUACUCCCAGGACGAUGAGUGCUUGCCCUCCAUGACCUCCUCCACCGUCACGUCCACCAUCCGGUCCACGACAGCGGUCACCUACACGCCCAGCACGCCCAGCUACAAGCGCACGCCGCCGCCCGUGCCCCCGCGCACCACCUCCAAGCCGCUGAUCUCGGUGACGGCGCAGAGCAGCACCGAGUCCACGCAGGACGCCUACCACGACGGGCGCAUCUCGCGCUCGGGCGGCGCCCUGUGGGCGGCCGACGGCCUGGGCCUGAGCCUGGGCCGCGCCCUCUACAACUCCACCGACAGCCUGGACAGCACCAAGGCGGUCAGCAUCGCCAUGGAGGCGGCGGCGGCCAUGGCCAGCAAGCGCCACCCGUCCACCGACAGCCACAGCUCGGUGCUGACCUGCGACAAGGCCGUGCUGGUGUCCAAGGCCGAGGAGUACCUCAAGACCCCGCGCUCCUCCAUAGGGAUACAGGUGGAGGCGGCCACGGACUCGGAGUCGGAGAGCAAAGGGCUGCGGGAAUUCCACUCCGUCGGGAUCCAAGUGGAAGAUGAGAAACGGCAGGGCCGCUUCAAGCGCUCCAACAGCGUGACGGCGGCGGUGCAGGCGGACCUGGAGCUGGAGGGCUUCCCCGCCAUGGAGGACAAGGGCCUGCAGUUCGGCGGCGGCUUCCAGCGCCACUCGGAGCCCAGCACGCCCACGCAGUACGGCGCCGUGCGCACCGUGCGCACCCAGGGCCUCUUCAGCUACCGCGAGGACUACCGCACGCCCACCGAGCCGCCCAGCCCCCAGCGCAGCCCCGAGCCCUGGCUGGAGACGCCCACGCGCGACGCCGCCUCCUCCCCGGCCUCGCCCUCGUGCCGGCGCGACGGGAGCUUCUUCAUGACGCUGCUGCACGCCGAGACCAAGAAGAUGGAGGGGUGGUGCAAGGAGAUGGAGGCAGAGGCGGAGGAGAACGACCUGUCGGAGGAGAUCCUAGGGAAAAUCCGGAGCGCCGUGGGCAGCGCUCAGCUCCUCAUGUCUCAGAAAUUCCAGCAGUUUUACUGGCUGUGUCAGCAAAACCUGGACCCCAGUGCCAUGCCCAGACCAACCUCUCAGGACCUGGCCGGAUUCUGGGACCUCCUUCAGCUCUCCAUCGACGACGUCACCUCCAAGUUCGACGAGCUCCAGCGGAUCAAGAGCAACGGCUGGAGGCCUGUCGAGAGCCCGGAGAAGAAGGUGUGUGCAGAAGACUGGCAGUUGCCACCUCCUGUACCAAAGAAGAUCCUGCGAGCGAGGAGCGGCGUGACGCGGGAGAAGUCCCUGGACCUGCCCGACCGCCAGCGGCAGGAGGCGCGGCGCCGGCUCAUGGCCGCCAAGCGGGCGGCGUCCUUCCGGCAGAACUCCGUGUCGGAGCGCGCGGACAGCAUCGAGAUCUACAUCCCCGAGGCCCAGACGCGACUCUGA